Molecule: messenger RNA, 312 nt
Organism: Parnassius mnemosyne (clouded apollo)
Lineage: Eukaryota; Metazoa; Arthropoda; Insecta; Lepidoptera; Papilionidae
Source: the annotation of a GenBank genome assembly
AUGGGAUUGUACACACUUUUUCUAUUUAUGUGGACGUUGAAGAAUAUAACGCUGCUGUUUCUGAUAAGCUUUGAGCGUGAAAAUUUUUUUGUGGCACUGAAAAAUGCCGAAGUUGUAUUAUUAAUGAUCACUCUAGCUGACGUGAGUCCAGAUGAACGUUUGGCAUAUAAAACUCUUCGACGAUUGAACAGGGCAGCGUACAAAAUGAUGAAUAGCAGUAGCAUGGUCACAGUGGACGCGAAGCUGCCACUGCGUAUUAUUUCCGUUCUUGCAACCUAUGUUAUUGUGCUCUUGCAAUUCGCAUUCCUGUAG